UAUGUUAGCCACUUAGCCAUGGGAAGAACUCCAUGCUGUGAUAAAUCUAAAGUGAAAAGAGGACCAUGGUCUUCUGAAGAAGACGCCAUCCUCAAGAACUACCUCAACCAACACGGCGCCGCUGGCAAUUGGAUUACUCUCCCAGCCAAAGCAGGCUUGAAUCGUUGCGGUAAGAGUUGCCGUUUGAGAUGGCUGAACUAUCUUAAGCCAGACAUCAAGCGUGGUUGUUUCACUGAGGAGGAAGACAAUGUCAUCUGCACUCUCUAUAGAAGCAUUGGAAGCAGGUGGUCUGUCAUAGCUUCUCAACUGCCAGGACGAACAGAUAAUGACGUGAAAAACUAUUGGAACACAAAGCUGAAGAAAAAGAUGCCCGCGGUGGCUGCAAGAAACAACAUUGUGCCUACUAGAAAGACAUGCGAUCAUAUCAUUGCGCAGUUUUCGACUCCAGUUCCUUCCGAAAUCGAAACCCCUCAUGUCCCCGAGUCUGCUUCAUAUUGUUUAAGUGGCACAUUACCAGAUGCUGCUAACACCGGUUUUGAGCAUAGUUUUGAUGAUCAACUCAUGCAAACUUUGGAAACCUUGAGCAAUCAAUUUUCAGAUUCAAAGGCAAUGGCUCAGCUGGAUCAGUAUGAUUACUCCUUCUGGUCUGGAUAUGAAGGAAUGAACAACAUUACCGGCGAGUUUCUUAUGUGGACAGGGUCUGUUCGUAUUACUCCUACCAUAGAGCUUCACAAUGUACUUUAUUUUAUGGACUUGGGAUUCGAUACUCCUCCUGGUGGUCAUUUUCUUCUGGGUGGCUUUGGUUAUUAG
This is a messenger RNA of Argentina anserina (silverweed cinquefoil), 810 nucleotides long. Its product is annotated as transcription factor RAX1-like. The transcript is spliced from 5 exons. Bases 19 to 810 code for a protein of 263 amino acids. The record is from RefSeq and is a predicted model, not a curated record. NCBI's taxonomy places the organism in Eukaryota, Viridiplantae, Streptophyta, Magnoliopsida, Rosales, Rosaceae.